AUCUAAAAGGCAACCCACACCCACACCCACACCCAAAACGCACAACAUAACCUACCCGCCUGCUCCUUUUCUCUCUAGUCAGUCGUCACUAUCCUUGUAAACCCUAAACCCUGACUUUAUUGCUCUCAUCUCAUUUGCAGAAGCCUCCGCUCCGAUAGCCCCCAACUCUCUCAGAUUUUUCAACAAAAAGUAAUGGGGAAGAAGAGAAAGCACAGCGAGGCUGAGGCUGCGACUCGAGAAAAGAAGGAGGAGGAGGUCGCUCCAGAGAGGCCUAAGCGAACGCUUUCCGGUUGGAAGGAGAAGAAGGAUGACCAAGUAAACCAAACUGAAUCAACGACAUUCUUUAGGAACAAAGAGAAGGUUUUGGUUACUUGUUCUCGUCGAAUUAGCUACAGGUAUCGGCAUUUGAUGUUGAAUGUGGUGGACCUAUUGCCUCAUUGUAAGAAGGACAAUAAAGUUGAGUCUAAGUCAAGUAACGGCGCAACUCUUAAUGAGCUGGUCGACCUAAAGAGUUGCUCUUCCUGUAUGUUUUUUGAGUGCAGGAAGGGGAAAGAUCUUUAUCUGUGGAUGUCAAAAUGUCCUAAUGGGCCAUCUGUGAAAUUCUUAGUGAAUGCUGUGCACACAAUGGAGGAAUUGAAGCUUACUGGAAAUCAUCUAAAAGGGUCACGACCUAUUCUGACUUUUUCAUCCAAUUUUGAUAAAGAUGCCCACUGGAAGCUUUUGAAGGAAAUGAUCACUCAGAUAUUUGGCAUUCCAAAGGAGCACAGGAAAUCUAAGCCCUAUCAUGAUCAUGUCUUUGUUUUCUCUAUCGUUGAUGACCACAUUUGGUUCCGAAACUAUCAGAUAUCGGUUCCACAUAACGAAUCAGAUAAAAUAGCUCGAGGGGGAUUAGAUAAAAUGACCCUUGUUGAGGUUGGACCACGAUUUUGUUUGAAUCCUAUCAAGAUAUUUGGCGGCAGCUUUGGAGGACCAACAUUAUAUGAGAAUCCAUUUUACAUAUCACCUAAUCAGAUUCGAGCACUGGAGAAAAAGAAGAAGGCCGGGCAUUAUGUGAAGAAAGUCAAGGCAAAGACGAGGAGAAAAAUGCAUGAGCUUGACAACCCACUUGAGGCUGAUGAGUUUUCUGAGAUGUGGAAGGAAUGAAAACUUUCAACUCCUGUUCUUCCCUUUGAAAAACAGAAUUAUGAUUUACAAGUCAUGUUGUAUCCCAUACAUGGAAAUGGCAGAUUUUGGUUCUAACUGCCCAUGCUCUUCCAAAUAUUAAUUCUGUCCCAGCUGGAUUAUUAGCUUUUACAUACAUAUGCAAGCGUGGUUUUGUUGCAUUUUCUUA
Messenger RNA from Prunus persica (peach), 1330 nucleotides. RefSeq names its product ribosome biogenesis protein BRX1 homolog 2. Lineage: Eukaryota; Viridiplantae; Streptophyta; Magnoliopsida; Rosales; Rosaceae. Gene Ontology annotation, cellular component: nucleolus. The record is from RefSeq and is a predicted model, not a curated record. The coding region runs from base 193 to 1143 and encodes 316 amino acids. Gene Ontology annotation, biological process: rRNA processing; ribosomal large subunit assembly. The transcript has 9 exons. Gene Ontology annotation, molecular function: rRNA binding.